This is a messenger RNA of Leguminivora glycinivorella, 830 nucleotides long. RefSeq lists its product as uncharacterized. The record is from RefSeq and is a predicted model, not a curated record. The coding region runs from base 54 to 830 and encodes 258 amino acids. The transcript has 3 exons. NCBI's taxonomy places the organism in Eukaryota, Metazoa, Arthropoda, Insecta, Lepidoptera, Tortricidae.
AAGGUUGUGAGAAGGGUGCACUGAGUGAUGGCGGAACAUUUUUUACGUAGAAAAUGUCCAAUAACCGAAGGCGUAUCAAGAGCUCAAGAAUACAGACAAUUAUAGAAAUAUGCAAGCAAAAUCAAGAUCGAAAUACCGACGACAAGGCGCCGGCGGUUUUAAUUCCGGACGCCGAGAAGUCCAAUGUGCAGCUUCCAACCAGCAGUAAGUUCAACCAAUUUGCAACUGAAACAGAACUGGUCAACUCAAUCUAUAGCAUAGAACAAACUCGAACUUCAUCCUUAUUUCAAGACUUUUCUGAAACUGAAACCUCUCAGAAUUGUUUACCAAACUUGGCGACAUCGACCGAUUUCGAUUUACUUUUUGAGCCCAACAAUGCAUCAAUUUUAAAAAUUCCGUUCACUUCAGUUACUGAAACAGAGAAUAACAUUGAAUUAAAUGACAUUGAAGUCACAGAAAUAAUGGGACUCAUGAGUUCUAACUCUGAUAUCGUUCCUGACAGACAUUCAUCGAAUUCAAUUAUAUCAAUUGAUCAAACAGACCCACUCAAAGAUUACUCCUUUACCCGACAGACGAACGCCUCUCAACUUGAUUUUUUUUCGUCGGACGAUUCUGUCAAAGAUGCUAAUUAUAGCCCAGAUACUACGGACAGUGACGACUCAGAAAAAGAAAACUUUACUCAAUACGAUGAAUCAGGAAUCCGACGAAACUGGAAUACGACGAAACAGGAAUACGACGAACCUGGAACAAUCCCUAAUCCUGACCCGAUCCCAUUGUAUCGGGAACAACGCGAUGUAGGAAAUGAGCGUUCAACGUACAGCGACAUCUAA